UACUCUCUUGCAAUCGCGCAUCAUUUGCCAAGACUUGAGUGUAGACUUGUCUGUCUGGAAUUUGCAUGAGUGUGUUAUAUUUACUUAUUAUUGCAAGUCAAAAUAUUUUAAGUUCCUAAUGCAGUGAGUGCGGUGUAAUUAUAUUGUCUUAUUGAAUAAUUUAGUUACGGGAUAAGAAAUAGAUCCAGAAAAAAAUACUUAGGCUACAGAUAACAAUUUGAAUUGGAACCUAGAUUUUUAUGACAGAUUUGUCAAUUAUUGUAAGCAAGUAAUAGUAUCAACGAAUUUCAAAUAUUUGGAAGUCUGUAUAAAUUUGUAGUUUUUGAGCAUUCUUCAAUUGAGGUAUAAUCAUGGUAACGCCUUUGGCCUCGAGAUUUGCUGUGUUGCCUAUUGAUGAUGAUGGAGACACAUCAAAAAGGAUAAAAGCUAAAAAUCUAAAUAAAAAGAAGGAAGAGCAGCCCAAAGCCCAGACUAUCAGUAGUAAGAAACCAGAAGUAAAGAAGAAAAAUACUGGCACUAAGAAAAAAACUGAACAGCCAGCAUCUGCUAAACAGAAGCCUGCCAAACCGAAAAACGAUGGAAGCAAGAAGAAGCCAACGUCACAGGAACAAUGGGAACAGUGGAAACUCAAAGAUGCAGAGUUUGUGGAUGGACACUACGAAGACGACUUGCAACAAGCCAUGCUUCUCUCGAAGUUGGACUAUGAAGAAAAACAAGAUUACUAUGACCAGAUUAAAAAAUCCUCUGAAGAAGAAAAGAAAGGAAACACCAAGAAAAACAAAAAGUCGAACAAAGCUCAGCCCAUGUCGCUCAGUCAAUUUAACCAAUUAAGUGAUAUGGAAAAUCAGAUUGAAACAAUAGAGAAUGGUGGUGGUUCCGGUGAUGCUGCUGCAAUGGUCAAUGGGAAACAAGAACCUGACCCUGAAUUCUUUGAAAGAAUUAAGACUGAAGCUAAAAAAGCCUUCCAAUCAGAACAGGCUGAAGAAAAAAGAAAAGCACGAGAGCCACACAUAGAUGAGCUGAUCUCGGUUGCCCAGUACCAAGACAGACUGGAGAAGUGUUAUGAGGAAAUCACAAGGUUAAAAGAAGAGAAUUAUAGAUUGCAAGGAGAGGUGAACGAAGUCAAGACUAGAAGCAAGAAACUAUGCCAUAUCCUGUUACAAGCAGAAAUGAAAGACAAGGCCACCAUACUCGUGGAAGUCCACGAGCUCCAGAGGGUCAAAAAUGAGCUCUCCGACGAGGUGUCAAGUCUGGUCGCUCAGCUCGAACAAGAAAAGAGCAAAGUGAGAGCUUUAACAGGAGGUGACGCAAAAGCGAAAGACAAAUUUCUGCACAAGAGGAGCGUACGUUUCAAUGCGGCUUCUGAAACCACAAGAAGCAAAUGAUAUUUGGAAUCAAUUGUGUAUUGAACAAAAAGCGAACAGACUCAAAGUGAAAUAUUUAGCCAAGUUGAAACAAAAGCCGCCAGGUUGAAAUGCCUCCAUUGAACUAUCUAUUGAAAACUCGUCACUGAGACUGACAGUCACAACGCUAGUGUGAUUGAUUAAUUCCUAAUUUUUAUACAAAGUGCAUAAUGCUUUUAAGCUCCUUAAUAACGAGUGGACCCUUGAAUUUAUUAAAAAUGUUUGGAUUUGUUAAAAUAGUUUUUUUGUCAAGUGUCGUUUUGUGGUAAGUUAUGUUUUUAAAGUUAAAGAACACAAGGAGAUGGUGUUCUCCCGAUGAUGGUGUGUUUGUCAAUAGUUCUGUUCUAUGAAUUAGAUGGGGUGUGGAGACAGCAAAGGGAUAUUAGUUUAGUUCUUAACUCUCUUAAUAUUUGAUCUUAAGUUUGUAAAAGAUUUAGAUUGUCUUUUUAAUAUUAACGACAAUCUUAGACUCUUCUUUGUUUGUUGCAAUUCGAAAAGAAACAAUUCUCAUAGAAGUCCAGUUUGUUUGUAUGUGAUAAAAAAAAACUAUUAUGAUUAUUUACCGCAUUUAUCAAAUAAAUCCCUAAGCUCAUACAAAAUUGGAUGCGAUGGGAAAUAAAAAGGGCACUGCAGAUCUAAAUCCUUUUUUUACAUCAACUCUUAAGUUUUGUUCAGUUUGAUAACAAUCAGAUUAGAUGUUUAUGAGUAGCAAUUAUAACAAUUAAAAAAUUCUCUUGCUGCCGACAAGUAACAGAGUACAAAGUAGUUAGUGCAUCUGCAAUUGCACUUAUUGAUUCAAUAAUUAUUAGCUUUUUUAAUAGUUUUUAAGUAUACAAAAUUACAAAUUUGUUUUUGUUUUCCAAUAGCCCCUUCCUGUGUUAGUUCCAAAUGGUUUUAUAUUUCAGGAGAUCUAUAGUACAGAACAGAUUCAGGCAAGUUUGUAAUUUUUAAGCCAUUUUCAUGUUGGAUUGUUUACGAGUCAACACGAAAGGACCAAUAUUUUUUUGUUAUAUUUAUGCCAUUGUUGUGUAUUUUCGAGGCAACAUAUUCUGUGUGAAUGUAAUUUUAAUUUGCAGGAGUAUUAAGUAUGUUGUAAACAAAACAAUGUACAUUUAAUUUUGUUUUGGCAUUCUGCCAUUCCUUAUUCAUUUUAUAUAAUAUGUAACUAAACUACUCUUUUAUUUGUGUGUUAAAAACAUUCAAUUCCUCUUUAUAUUUAAAACAGAGUUAUUUCAAGUAUAUAUUGGAUUGUUGGAGCUUUUUACUUUUGUUCUGGAUCUAAGAUAAGAGAGAUACUGCCUAUAGGGCAAAGUGAUUGCAUUUAUAUGACUUGUUAUUUCUUUUUGUAUGUUUAUGAAAAAGUUUUUGUCCAAUAUAUUUAUAUUUAUUAAAA
Homalodisca vitripennis (glassy-winged sharpshooter) is the source of this 2796-nucleotide messenger RNA. Its product is annotated as G kinase-anchoring protein 1-like. Gene Ontology annotation, cellular component: Golgi apparatus. The transcript is spliced from 8 exons. The record is from RefSeq and is a predicted model, not a curated record. Lineage: Eukaryota; Metazoa; Arthropoda; Insecta; Hemiptera; Cicadellidae. The coding region runs from base 351 to 1385 and encodes 344 amino acids. Gene Ontology annotation, biological process: signal transduction.